ACUGCACAGGUGGCAACGAUAACUUUGACAUAUAUUUAGCGGGUAGAAUUGUUUGAUUUUUUUCUGAUUUUAGAAGAAACGCUGUGUUUGUAGAGUAAAAAAUAGAAACAACUGAUGCGAAAUGCGUCCAACAGAAGUAAAAUUAACUAAUCCACCAGAAGAUGUUAUAUCUUCAGUAAAAUUUGGACCAAAAACGAAUCAGUAUUUAAUAUCUGCAUCAUGGGAUGGAACCAUCAGAUUUUAUGAUGUAGUUAAUAAUGUCAUGAGACAAAAAUUCUCACAAGAUGUGCCAGUGCUUGACGCAACAUUUAUGGACGUUGUUCAUGUAGUGAGUGGGUCAUUGGAUAACAAAUUAAAGUUAUAUGAUGUUAAUACGCGUACUGAGACUUUAGUUGGAACACAUGAUGAAGCGGUACGUUUCGUUGAAUAUGCUGAAUCAGUCAAUGGUAUACUCACGGGCAGUUGGGAUAAAACAAUUAAAUUAUGGGAUAUGCGAGAAAAGCGUUGUGUCGGCACAUAUGAGCAAAGUAAUGGCAAGGUAUACUCAAUGUCGGUGAAAGAUGAAAAAAUUGUUGUUGCCACAUCGGAUCGUAAAGUACUUAUAUGGGAUUUACGUAAAAUGGAAGAGUAUAUGAUGAAACGUGAAUCGUCUUUAAAAUACCAAACCCGUUGCAUACGUUUGUUUCCUAAUAAAGAAGGUUAUGUCAUGUCAUCGAUAGAGGGACGUGUUGCAGUUGAAUUUCUUGAUCCAGAUCCAGAAGUACAAAAAAAGAAAUUUGCUUUUAAGUGUCAUCGAAAUAAGGAAGAUAGUAUUGAACAUAUUUAUCCUGUAAAUGCAAUUAGUUUUCAUAAUGUUUAUAAUACAUUCGCAACUGGCGGAUCUGACUGUUUGGUUAAUAUUUGGGAUGGUUUUAACAAAAAGCGUUUAUGUCAAUUUCAUCAGUAUGACUCUUCCAUUUCAUCACUUAAUUUCAGUCAUGAUGGUAGCACGCUUGCCAUAGCUUGCUCUUAUAUGGACGAAUUCGAAGAACCACCUGCAAAUGUCUCCAAUCCUGUCAUAUAUGUGCGAUACGUAACUGACCAAGAGACUAAACAAAAAUAAACAUUUUUAAUUCACUACAACAACUUUGUAUGCAAAAAUCAUAUAAAAAAUAAUAAUAAUAAAUAUAUAAAUAUAGAUUUAAAAGUGUAUCAAAACAAAAA
This is a messenger RNA of Teleopsis dalmanni, 1203 nucleotides long. Its product is annotated as mitotic checkpoint protein BUB3-like. The transcript is spliced from 2 exons. Gene Ontology annotation, molecular function: ubiquitin binding. Gene Ontology annotation, biological process: mitotic spindle assembly checkpoint signaling. The record is from RefSeq and is a predicted model, not a curated record. NCBI's taxonomy places the organism in Eukaryota, Metazoa, Arthropoda, Insecta, Diptera, Diopsidae. Gene Ontology annotation, cellular component: kinetochore; mitotic checkpoint complex; bub1-bub3 complex. Bases 122 to 1102 code for a protein of 326 amino acids.